This is a messenger RNA of Symbiodinium natans, 915 nucleotides long. Lineage: Eukaryota; Dinophyceae; Suessiales; Symbiodiniaceae. The record is from the annotation of a GenBank genome assembly.
AUGAUUUCUACCUCGAUAGAUGGAACAAAGGUUAUCCACGAUCUUGGAGAUGUGAGCAGGUACAACUUGUCCUUUAUGCCGGCCGACCGAGCUGCCAGCCAUGCCACCGGCCCCAUGGGCUCUGAUGGGCCGGAGGGCUUCCUCCAGGCAGAGUUGGCUGCGGUCCUAAAGGCGGCGACCAGAGGAGCAGCAAGCCGUGCAACGAGCUCUAUGGGAGGAAGCGCUGCCCCGCAGUCGGAUGGCAGCAUGACGGUCGCGGAAGAGCUCGCAGCGGCUGCAUUGGCAGCUGCUGCUGCUGCGCCGCCAUCCACAGCUGCCACGACAGAGGUUUCACAGGACGAAUCCUUGGCCCUCCCUCCACUGGUCAACUUCACAGAGAUGGGCGCGACUCCCACAGUGGUCUCCAUCGAGUCUGCCGGCGAGCAUGGUCUAUUGCCUGCGGUAGAGGCUCCGAAGGGCGAGGAGGACCGGACCCCCUCGGCAGCUUCUGGGCCGGGCGAUGCCCAGCAGCUUGGUGCCGAGAUUGCCGCGAAAGACUUGGUUAUGGACAUCACCGCAGACCAGGAGGCCUUGCCAGCAGAGGUCGCCGAUGCACUCAAGGCAGCGGCAGCUGGAGCGGCAAGCUCUGCAACGGGUUCCAUCGAAGGCACCGCGUUGGCACAUGGCUCGGAUGGCACAAUGACGGUCGCUGAGCAGCUUGCAGCCGCAGCUACAGCAGCCAUGCAAGUGCCGCCGUCCACAGCUGCAAUGGAGAGCGAGACCUCACAGGACCUCCCCCCGAUGGUCAGCUUCCCCGUAGUGGGGGGUACGCCAACAGUGGUCUCCGUCGAGUCUGCCGGAGAUCAUGCUGGCCUGGCACUCGGUGAUAGCAGUAACGAGAAGCGCGCUUCCCAGCACCCUGCUGGCUUCUGCUAG